Sesamum indicum (sesame) is the source of this 4024-nucleotide messenger RNA. RefSeq names its product calmodulin-binding transcription activator 3. NCBI's taxonomy places the organism in Eukaryota, Viridiplantae, Streptophyta, Magnoliopsida, Lamiales, Pedaliaceae. Gene Ontology annotation, cellular component: nucleus. Gene Ontology annotation, molecular function: double-stranded DNA binding; protein binding; transcription coregulator activity. The record is from RefSeq and is a predicted model, not a curated record. Gene Ontology annotation, biological process: regulation of transcription by RNA polymerase II.
UUUCUUCGUUCCUUCCUCCCCAUUCUCUCUCUCUCUCGGACUCUUUUAACCAUCUUCCAACUCUUUUCUUCUUCUUCUUCUUCUUCUUCUACUCUUUCAAUCUCUCAUAUUUAACCUAAUUUUUGAUCCCUUUUUUGAUUUUUCCUUUUGUUUUUUUAAUUUGAGAAUUUAAGUUAACCACUGAAUUUGCUGCUGUGAGCUGGGAACUAUUCCUGUAACUUCUAAUUUGGGGUAACUUUGAUCUGAAGAGGAGUUGUGGGCUAGAGUGUUUGUGUAUAGCAGGGUUGGGAAGAGCUUUAAAAGCAGCUACGUUUUAUUGAUAUAAUGGCGGAGAGUCGUCGAUACGCACUCAAUGCUCAAUUAGAUAUUGAGCAGAUACUUCUGGAAGCACAACAUCGGUGGCUGCGUCCUGCUGAGAUUUGUGAAAUCCUUCAAAAUUACAAAAAGUUUCGAAUUGCUCCAGAACCUCCUAAUAGACCACCAAGUGGUUCUCUGUUUCUCUUUGAUCGGAAGGUUCUCCGGUACUUUCGGAAAGAUGGCCAUAACUGGAGAAAGAAGAGAGAUGGGAAGACAGUGAAGGAGGCUCAUGAAAGGCUUAAGGCUGGAAGUGUUGAUGUACUGCAUUGUUACUAUGCUCAUGGAGAAGAGAACGAAAAUUUUCAACGGCGUAGCUACUGGAUGCUUGAAGAGGAGCUAUCACACAUAGUUCUAGUCCACUACCGGGAGGUAAAGGGAAACAGGACAAAUUUCAAUCGCAGUAGGAACGCUGAUGUUAUUCCUGAUAGUCGUCAAACUGAAGAAUCUAUAUCUAAUUCCGAGGUUGACAGUUCAGCUAGAUUUCAACCAUAUGAUUACCAAGGAGCAUCGCAAGCGACAGAUACUAGCCUUAACAGUACUCAUGCUUCAGAGCAUGAAGAUGCUGAAUCAGCAUACAGACAGCAAGCAACUUCUGGAUUCCAACCUAUUCAUGAGUUACAAACACCGCAGAAGACUGAAGUUGGUUCCGUUCCUUGUUAUCCAGUUCCUAUAUCAAAUAUCUAUCAAGGACAAUUUUCAGCUAUUCCUGGUGUGAGUUCUGGAUCACUCACAGAUGGAGAAAAAAAUAAAGACCCUAUGGAUAAUGGUUUGACAUACCAGCUUCACGGAGAACUUGAGUUCCCAUCUUGGGGAAAUGUUGUUGAAAGCAGUAAUGCUGGUUAUCAAUCUGUCAAUUUUCAGCCAUCUCAUCCUUCAACACAAUCUAGUGCAAUGAGCUUGAUGCCUGGACAAGAAAAUCAGCUGCUGGAUCAAGUUUUUACUGGUGUGUUAGGAAAGAAGCAAAAUUUUGGCAGUCAUUCCGGUGGCUUGGAAGAGUGGCAGGCUUCUGGUGGUGAUUCCCUAAACAUAUCAAAGUGGUCCAUGGAUCAGAAGUCAGAUGAUAACCAGAAUUUAGGCCAGAACAGUAAUUAUCCAUCCUUGAGACCGCCUUUCUUGUUUGACCUUACUACCAAACUUGAUGGUGUUAAUCAGGUGGAACUGUGCCACUCAGUGGAGCUUGAUGAUGCAUAUCUUACUGAACAAAGUCGACACCCUAUGCAAAAUGAUCUUCGACUGCAACCCUUGACUGCUGUAGGAAGUUCUCUUAAAUUACAGUCCGAUGGAAACCCGAAGAUAGAUGAUAAAACCAGUUAUCCAGCCUUCAGACAGCCUCUAUUGGAUGGCAUUAUCGGAGAAGGUCUUAGAAAGCUAGACAGCUUUGACCGUUGGAUGAGUAAAGAACUAGGUGAUGUGACUGAGUCAACCAUGCAGCCUGGUUCUGGGGCAUACUGGGGGACUGUUGGCAGUGAAGAUGGGGAUGAUACUGGUAUCUCCAGUCAAAUGCCCUUAGAUAACUUUAUUCUUGGUCCCUCUCUCUCUCAAGACCAGCUCUUUAGCAUUAUUGACUUCUCCCCAAACUGGGCAUAUUCUGGGUCAGAAAUUAAGGUUCUUGUUAUGGGAAAAUUCUUGAGGAGUCGAGAGGAGGUAGAGAAGUAUAAAUGGGCAUGCAUGUUUGGUGAACUGGAGGUCCCUGCAGAGAUUGUGGCAGAUGGUGUUCUUCGAUGCCAUACACCUUCACAUGCGACUGGCAGGGUUCCAUUUUAUAUAACAUGUUCCAAUAGGUUAGCAUGCAGUGAAGUCCGGGAAUUUGAAUUCCGCUCUAGUUCUAUUCAAGAUGUUGAUCUUGCCGAUGUUGGAAGCAUUACUUCUGAUGAAACUCUUCUUCACAUGAGAUUUGGAAAAUUGUUGUCUCUGGGAUCGGGCAACUCCCAGACCUCUGUGGAGAGUAAUGCUGCUGAAAUCUCAAAGUUGCGCAGUAAAAUCAGUGCAUUGCUGAAAGAUGACUCUGAGUGGGAACAAAUGUUAAACCUUACUAAACAGGAUGAGUUUUCAGCAGAUAAGGUCAAGGAUCAGCUCUUACAAAAGCUUUUAAAGGAGAAAUUGCAUGUUUGGCUUCUCCAGAAGGUUGCUGAAGGCGGGAAGGGUCCUAAUGUACUGGAUGAGGGUGGUCAAGGUGUGCUGCAUUUCGCCGCUGCUCUAGGUUAUGAUUGGGCGAUACCACCCACUAUAGCUGCAGGGGUGAGUGUCAACUUUAGGGAUGCAAAUGGAUGGACUGCCCUUCACUGGGCAGCGUACUACGGAAGAGAGCGCACAGUGGCCUUUCUCAUCUCUCUUGGUGCAGCUCCUGAAGCAUUGACAGACCCCACUCCCACAUAUCCUGCUGGAAGACCUCCUGCAGAACUUGCAGCCAGCAAUGGACACAAAGGCAUCGCUGGUUAUCUUUCAGAAUCUCUCUUGAGCUCACUUAGCUCCCACAUAUCAUCACUCAACUUGGAGGAUUCAAAGGAGAGCAAUGAUAGAGGAAAAAGUGUGGAAACAGUUACUGAGCGGAUUGCAACUCCAGCUGGCUAUGGUGAUUUACCCCAUGGGCUGUCCAUGAAGGAUUCGUUAGCUGCUGUACGUAAUGCAACUCAAGCUGCAGCUCGCAUUCAUCAAGUUUUCAGAGUACAGUCGUUUCAGAGAAAGCAGCUCGAAGAGUAUGGUGAUGGUGAAUUUGGAAUGUCAGAUGAGCGGGCACUUUCACUUCUAGCUCUAAAGACCAAGAAGGCAGGACAACAUGAUCAACCAGUUCAUGCUGCUGCAGUACGGAUACAAAACAAAUUCCGCAGUUGGAAAGGCAGAAAAGACUUUCUGUUAAUCCGACAGCGGAUAAUUAAAAUUCAGGCCCAUGUCAGAGGACACCAGGUGAGAAAGAACUACAGAAAGAUAAUCUGGUCCGUCGGAAUUUUAGAUAAAGUCAUACUAAGGUGGCGGCGGAAAGGAAGAGGUUUGAGUAGAUUCAGGCCUGAAGCACUAGGUGCGGGCACUAGCAUGGUAGAUGAAGAUGACUAUGAUUUCCUGAAAGAAGGUAGGAAACAAACUGAGGAGAGACUGCAGAAGGCCCUUGCUAGAGUGAAAUCAAUGGUUCAGUACCCGGAAGCACGAGAUCAAUAUCGCAGGUUGCUGAAUGUUGUCUCAGAAAUGCAGGAAACAAAGGCUGUGUACGACAAGGUCUUGAACAACUUCGAAGUUGAUUAUGAUGAUGAUCUGAUCGACCUCGAAGCUUUGUUGGACGAUGAUACCCUCAUGCAAACAGCAUCAUAGCUUUAAUCCCAUCACCACAUUGUAUACGCCUACCUUAAACUGGUAAGUUCUAUGAUUAGGUUGCACAGGUUCACUUGUACAUUUGACUUGACUGAUUGAUUUAAUCUCACAGUAUGUCAAGAAUGGAAAGAUUGAUGGUAGAGUUGGUACUAGUGUGAUAGAACUCUGAUUACGUAUGGAGAUCUAGUGAAAUUUGUAGUGUAAUGUGAAACUUGAACCUCUUUCCUUGUAUUUUGCAACAGUUUUUCUUUUGUAGGAUUGUAGUGCUGUACAUUAGUUGGUGUAAUCAGGAACAAGGGUUUGAUCUCUCUCCCUCAACAGACUCACAGAAGCUGUUUUUUUAGAGUUAUUUACUUCAACAUUA